AAUUAUUUAGUAUAUGAACACCAAGGACAACAAAGGAAAUAAUUAUUAAUCUUCUCUCAGUGAUGAUACGUAUGGCCAUCGAUUAUUCAAUGGCGGCCAUGCAACCUCAGCCAACCACAUAAUCUUUACCUUUUUUUCUUAGUUGUUAAUGAAACAGAUUUGAUAACUUCCAAGCAGGCAGGCAGGCUGAGCUUUUGAGUGUGCUUUCUCGAGAGAAAAAAAAAACAGCAGUUAAAAGCAAAAAACCAUGGUGGCUUUAGGCCUCCAAGCCACACAUUUGAUUGCCCCUCAAAAGUUACCAAUACGUAAACAAAGAACCUUUAGCAACAUUAUCAUCCGGUGUAGUAUUGCAGAGCCGUCGGGAGAACCAGCAUCAUUGGGACAAAAAACUAAAUACAACGAUGGGUUGUUUGCCAAGGCAUUUAUGGGUCUUUUCGCCCGCAAGAUGGAGAAGUUCGCGGCUUCACCAAAAGCUGGAACAGAACCAAAGAAAGGGGUUUUCGACUAUGACUAUGAGAGCUUUGUUGAGGUGUCAAAGAGAGUAAUGCAAGGGAGGUCUCGGUUGCAGCAGCAACAAGUGGUCCGACAAGUGCUCUUGUCCAUGCUCCCACCGGGCGCACCAGCUCAGUUUAGGAAAUUGUUUCCACCAACAAAGUGGGCUGCAGAGUUCAAUGCUGCACUCACUGUUCCUUUCUUCUACUGGUUAGUUGGUCCAUCUGAGGUUGUGGAAGUGGAGAUAAAUGGAGUGAAGCAAAAAAGUGGGGUUCAUAUUAAGAAAUGCAGGUACCUAGAGAACAGUGGGUGUGUUGGUAUGUGUGUGAAUAUGUGCAAAAUUCCAACCCAAGAUUUCUUUACCAAUGAGUUCGGCCUUCCAUUAACCAUGAUCCCAAAUUUUGAAGACAUGAGUUGUGAAAUGGUGUAUGGACAAGUUCCACCAUCUUUCGAGGAGGACGAAGCAUCCAAGCAGCCUUGUUUUGCAGAAAUAUGUUCCAUGGCAAACCCCAAGUCUAGCGUCUGCCACAAAUUACAAGCUUGAGAUCAUACUUCCCUGCCUUAAUUAGUUCUCUUGCAGGGAAAAGAAGUCGAGGGAAGACUACCUCAUACAUACAUAAAUACAUGUAUAUAUAGUUCAAGACUUCUUUCUUAUACCCUGAUAGUCUCCAUGAUCUUUCAACCUACAUACAUCUUAUGCUCUCUUUUUUUUUUUUUCUUUUUUUUUUUCUAUAAUUAAGAGGAAAUGGAGGGAAAUUUCAAUAACAUUAUUAGAUUUUUUUUAUGGGUUGGGGGAGUUUAAAAUCCGUGUAUAUAUUUACCGGUUAAAGAUUAUUUAAUUAUUAGUGUUGUAGGCCAAUUUGGCCUAUAAAAUAACAAA
Molecule: messenger RNA, 1372 nt
Organism: Gossypium arboreum
Lineage: Eukaryota; Viridiplantae; Streptophyta; Magnoliopsida; Malvales; Malvaceae
Product: beta-carotene isomerase D27, chloroplastic
Exons: 6
Coding region: 248-1036 (262 amino acids)
Molecular function (GO): iron ion binding
Source: RefSeq, a predicted model, not a curated record